This is a messenger RNA of Scophthalmus maximus (turbot), 7052 nucleotides long. RefSeq names its product exostosin glycosyltransferase 1b (gene ext1b). Gene Ontology annotation, cellular component: membrane. Lineage: Eukaryota; Metazoa; Chordata; Actinopteri; Pleuronectiformes; Scophthalmidae. The coding region runs from base 1279 to 3501 and encodes 740 amino acids. The transcript is spliced from 11 exons. The record is from RefSeq and is a predicted model, not a curated record. Gene Ontology annotation, molecular function: glycosyltransferase activity.
GACCGGGGCCAAUCGGCGGCGGCGGUGCGCAUCGACGGCACGUCGCGUCAGCUGCCGUCGUGUCGGGAUUGGAAUGUUACCGACUAUAACAAUCGGAACAGCCGAGCGCUCGGUAAUUGGACACCGGGACCGAGGAAAAUCCCGUCUUUCAUUUGGAACACUCGCCCCCCCCCGUCGGAGAGCGAUCUCUCCGCUCCGGCUCCGAGCGCCGCGGCCGCUUCCACCCUCCAGCCCGCUCCACGCGUGUCGAAACCGGGGAAACUUUACGUGCUGCGUGGCCCCGGCGAGGGCUCCUUCUCCUCGGUCCGACACCGACACCGGCGGCGGCGGCGGCAGCGGCGGCGAGGCUGCGAGGGGAAGGCUGGAAUAACACGAGAGAGAGAAAUGCAGGGAUUCGUCCGGUUGCACUGAGCUGCUACGACGCGCGCACUCCUUUUUCUCUCCUCUCUCCCCCCUUCGCCGCGCACGGGACCAUGGAGCGAUAGAAGAGAGAGAGAGAGAGAGAGAGAGAGAGAGAGAGAGAGAGAGAGAGAGAGAGAGAGAGAGAGAGAGAGAGAGAGAGAGAGAGAGAGAGAGAGAGAGAGAGAUCUAGGACGGAUUCAACCCCGAGGCAUUUGGAUCCGGACGCACCGACGGAGGCUUAUUUCAUUUUUAUUUUGUAUUCAAUGUGUGAUCGGGGAUAAACAUCCCACAACCCGGGGUUGUACCUUUCCCCGUCUGGGGGAGCCUCGGGGACCCCUGCCGCUGCUCAUCUUCCUGAGGGACACACACAGAGAGAGAGAGAGAGAGAGAGAGAGAGAGUUCCCCCCACACGGCUUCUCUUCUCGGACAGUUUUUUUCCUCCUUCCCAUCCGAACAGCCGCUCCGCUCCGCUCCGCUCCGCGCGCCCCGGCCGUGCUGAAUGAGGGCGAGGAGGAGAGGCGCCGGGGAAGAGAGACGCCGCCGCCGCCGCCGCCGCAUGUGAUCUUAUCCGAGAGGGUCCGGGCAAGCGCUGGUGCCCUCCUCCCCCAAGCGCUCCUGCGCCGCCGCCGCCGCGCGCAAUGGUGAAGCUCCACGCGAGAGGGAGAGAGGGGCGACACUUUUGAUACCAACAAAUCAAAUCGCCCACAUGCACUGGACCACUCGCCGGAUUUGGGAAGCACACACGCCGAAGGGGGGUUGGGGAUCCGUGGAGGCUGCCGGAGGAUGGAGCGGUGCAGCCGGGGCUGGUGAGCGCUCGACCUGGGGCCACUUUACACUUGUUAUUCCUGCACGACUCGCCCCCGUUCCCGCGGACACAUGCAGGCCAAAAAACGCUACCUGAUCCUGCUGUCGGCCGGUGCGUGUCUGGUGCUGCUCUUCUGCCUCGGCGGGCUCCAGCUUCCAGCGGCGGGCCGGAGCCGCCACGACCGCCGCCGCAAUGGAUACCGGCCCGACCAGCCCUGGCCCCACUUCUCGGACCCCUUACACCCCUUCCUGCCCUGGGACCAGCCGGACACGGAGGAGUACAACGUGCACAUAUCGCCGGGUCAGAAGCGGGACGUCAACGCGGGCGUGUACAAGGGCAAGCGGUGCCGCGUGGACUCGUGCUUCGACUUCUCCCGGUGCCACCGCAACGGAUUCAAAGUUUACGUGUACCCGCAGCAGAAGGGCGAGAAGAUCUCCGAGAGCUACCAGAACAUCCUGUCCGCCAUCGAGGGCUCGAGGUUCUACACCUCGGACCCCGGCCAGGCGUGUCUGUUCGUCCUGAGCCUGGACACGCUGGACCGGGACCAGCUGUCGCCGCAGUACGUGCACAACCUGAAGACCAAGGUGCAGAGCCUGCCCCUGUGGAACGACGGCAGGAACCACCUCAUAUUCAACCUGUACUCGGGGACGUGGCCGGACUACACGGAGGAGCUGGGCUUCGACAUCGGCCAGGCCAUGUUGGCCAAGGCGAGCAUCAGCACGGAGAACUUCCGGCCCAACUUCGACGUGUCCAUCCCGCUCUUCUCCAAGGAGCACCCGCGCACGGGCGGCGACAGGGGCUUCCUCAAGUACAACUCCAUCCCGCCGUUCCGCAAGUACAUGCUGGUGUUCAAGGGGAAGCGCUACCUGACGGGCAUCGGCUCGGACACGCGCAACGCGCUGUACCACGUGCACAACGCGGAGGACGUGGUGCUGCUCACCACCUGCAAGCACGGCAAGGACUGGCAGAAGCACAAGGACGCGCGCUGCGACCGGGACAACGCGGAGUACGACAAGUACGACUACAAGGAGAUGCUCCACAACUCCACCUUCUGCUUGGUGCCCCGUGGCAGGCGACUGGGCUCCUUUCGCUUCCUGGAGGCGCUGCAGGCCGCGUGUGUGCCGGUGAUGCUGAGCAACGGCUGGGAGCUGCCCUUCUCCGAGAUCAUCGACUGGAACACGGCGGCAGUCAUCGGCGACGAGCGGCUCCUGCUGCAGAUUCCCACCACGGUGCGCUCCAUCCACCAGGACAAGAUCCUGUCCCUCCGACAGCAGACCCAGUUCCUCUGGGAGGCCUACUUCUCCUCGGUGGAGAAGAUAGUGCUGACCACACUGGAGAUCAUCCAGGACCGCGUGCUGGAGCACGGCUCGAGGAGCAGCCUGAUGUGGAACAGUCACCCUGGGGGGCUGUUCGCCCUGCCGCAGUACUCGGGAUACCUGGGAGACUUCCCUUUCUACUACGCCACGCUGGGCAUUAAACCGUACCCCAAGUUCACCGCGGUCAUCCACGCCGUCUCCCCGCUGGUGUCCCAGUCGCAGCCCAUCCUCAAGCUCCUGGCAGCCGUGGCCAAGUCCCAGUACUGUGCACAGAUUAUCGUCCUGUGGAACUGUGACAAACCUCUGCCCGCCAAGCAGCGCUGGCCCGCCACCUCCGUGCCCGUCAUCGUCAUCGAGGGAGAGAACAAGGUGAUGAGCAGCCGCUUCUUGCCCUACGAGACCAUAGUGACCGACGCAGUCCUCAGCCUGGAUGAAGACACAGUGUUGUCCACCACCGAGGUGGACUUUGCCUUCACUGUCUGGCAGAGUUUUCCGGAGCGCAUUGUGGGCUACCCCGCACGCAGCCACUUCUGGGACAGCAACAAGGAGCGCUGGGGCUACACGUCCAAGUGGACCAACGACUACUCGAUGGUCCUGACCGGGGCGGCCAUCUACCACAGGUAUUACCAUCAUCUCUACACCAGCUACUUGCCCACGAGUCUGAAGAGCAUGGUGGACCAGCUGGCCAACUGCGAGGACAUCCUGAUGAACUUCCUGGUGUCCGCCGUCACCAAGCUGCCUCCCAUCAAGGUCACGCAGAAGAAACAGUAUAAGGAGACCAUGAUGGGACAGUCUUCGAGGGCGUCUCGCUGGGCCGACCCCGACCACUUCGCCCAGCGGCAGACCUGCAUGAACAAGUUCGCCAGCUGGUUUGGCGGCAUGCCGCUCGUCCACUCGCAGAUGCGGCUGGACCCCGUCCUGUUCAAGGACCAGGUCUCCAUCCUCCGCAAGAAAUACAGGGACAUCGAGAGGCUCUGACAGGACUGGCGCCCCCUCGGGGGAGACCCCGCGCAGGGGGAGGCGCGAGGGACCGACUCGGCGGAGAGUAGACGUCGUAGGACUACGGCAGCAGCAGGAUGGACGGGGAGCGUCGCCGCUCUGUCUUCCACUCAGCACAUUGCCAAUGACCACGCCGCCACCGCCGCUGCCGCUGCCAGGACUUGACGCGGAGAGGGACGAGUAGGAAAAUCGAGCAGAUGGUGUUUGGAUUUGAAAAAAAAAAAAACACAAACAAAAAACAGUACACACAAAGCUGGUGGACAAGCCAAACAGUGCAGUGCGUGUUUCACACACGGCACCACACACACUACUGACGACGAGAAACUCUUGAAUAGAAGAAUAUUUUUUUGUACGACGCGAACAAGGAGCGACGUCGACUCCCCUGCUCAUUCGGCACAUGUACAGGACGGUAGAAGAGGGAAGGCGUUCGCGAACCUGGCAACCCCCCAGCCCCACCACAAAUCCUAUACCGGUCGCCCCUAGCAACCCCUGGACUCACUACCUAACCCCCUUUUUACAGCCUGGGAAACCCUGUUUCUUUAGUUGUACCGUUUUGUUUUGUUUUGCAGCGGUGUCCAGCCGUUGCUCUCCGAUAUCCUUGGAUAUCAACGCGCACACAUCCUUGAGCCUGAAGGUCUGAAAACAUCCCGCGUCUGUUCCCAUCUUCAGCUCAUUCCCUCUGUGAUCUGACGAUAUGGCUUUUGUUAACGGUCUAUCUGCUUCUCUGUUAUCGCCGAGAUAAGUUAGAAAAACAUCUCGCCUCAUAUCCCCGUUUUACCCAUGGCAGUUGUACUUUUCUUAUCUUUUUUUUUUUUUCCAUACUUUCAUCAUCUUUUAUUUCCCCACCCCCUUCAAACGCUCUGCAGUUUCACUCUCCUGCGUGUGUGAGAGUGUGUGUUUGUGUGCGUGUACAGAGCCCUUGAGAAGUUGGCUCAUCCAACCAUAAGCUCGAGUGGAGGACAUUUUCCCUCCGUUCGGAACGAGCGAAAUGAACAUUUCCGUAUGAAAUGGAGCAGAACGCUGCAUCCUAACACAAACUUGUUUCGCCCCCAUUAUUUUAUUUUAUUUUCCCGUCCUCGUCCCGCACGGCCUCAGAGAACCGUCGUUGCAGAGAAUAGCAGGGUCUUUUGGUGACCGGCGACAUUUCACAGUGCGAGUGCUUGUCUAGAGAGAUUCUUUUCUUUCUUUUUUUAACGCUGAGUGCCAUUCUGACAUCAGAGUCUGCCUUUUAAAAUUGUUUAUUGCACAUCACGUUGCCUACAUCAGUCUGAGAUGCCUCGGCGCUCUCCUGUUGAAGUAUUCUAGUCAUCAGUCCAAUGUUGCUCUCUCCUGCCGCCCUUUUUCCCUCCCUCCCUCCCCGUGACAUAUCAGAGGACCUCGGAGCCAUUAGGUUGACAAAAGGUUUUCUCCUCCAUUUGUCAGGCAGAGAUAUGUUUUGGGCUCCAAUUAGCUUAAACCCAUUUCAUUUUGGAGUGCCGCAUUAUUCCCCUGGGGAUGAGCUGUUGAUGAAACACUCUAACAUUAUGGGCCAUUGUGUUGUGAAAGCGGUGACCCACAAAUAUGACCUGCUGGAUAAUGCUAUAGCCUUGGGGAGGGCAGCUUUUUUUCUCUCUCUCUCUCCUCUCCCUCCCCUGCUCACAUCACAUCGUCAAACCGCCCCUGACAUUUUUUGCACCUUAAACAUCGGACGAGCGAAUGGGAAAUACUACAAAAUCAGCCGCCUCGACCUCUCGAUUGAACAUUUCAAAGAGGCUGUCUGAGAAAAUUGUCCGUCUCCGUGUUGUGUGCGCGCAGCAUGCGGCCGUCCCUCAUCUCGCUCACGCGUUCAGUUCGCAGACACUCUGAAUGAAAAGCAGUGUGCUUUUAGUGGCCUUUUCUGUGAGGCAGGACAUUCGGCACAAUGUCUCUCAGCCGAAGCAUGUCAGCGUGCGCGUUGAUCAGCGGCGGUCGUUCAACAGAGGUUCACGCUUUCAAUACUGCUACAGCGUCUCAUAUCGAAUCCCUCAUCCAUCAUUGUUUUGAAUAUGAUGUUUGUAUUUUGACAUUCUGGGACUUUUAAAGUUUGGAUUGUGUUUUUUUGGGGGGGGGGGGCCAGGAGAGAUUUAUGAUUUGUUUAAUGCCGAGUCACAACAAAGUGUUGAAACAUCUGCAACAUGUGAUUCUGAGAAAAAACUUCUCUCAGUCUGCAUCUGGUGCCCAUUUCAUCCUCAGAGAACCAUAUUGUUUGAAUCCAUAUCAAAGCCUUUUUUUUUAUGUCUGAUUGUUUCAAUCACUGUUGUUGAUCAUCCUUGAGAGAACCACAUCCCCCAGCUUUGCAAAAAAAAAAAAAAAAACACACCACCACCAACCACCACCCAUUUCAAAUCCCUGCAACUCCCAGCUCUGUACAUAGACAUAUUUAUUUUUUGGAAAGAAAAAAAAAACUUUAAGAAAGAGAAAAAAAAAGAGCACCGUACGAUUCGAGAUGCCGUGGCGAGAACAUACGACUGAUCCGGCAUCGCUGAGAGGAGCUAAUGGUAUUUAUUCAUUUUUAUUCUCCACACGCUGCGCACGUUUAUCCAAACAGAUGCCGAUACACAACUCAUGUUAUGUUUCACUCCGCAUUGGUCCAUCACGAGAGAGAGAUGUUCAGAGUCGUAAGAAUCGGGAGUUUUGACUCCUGAACAAGAUUGCAUACGCCGGCGAUGGGAGGAGGAUUGGAUUGGUCCGCAACCAUCUUGCCUCUCCACGGGAGUCAAAUUGCAAAGCCCCAAUAAAGACUACGCCAUACGGAAACACGGGGAAUAAUAAGCAGCUGAGUCCCCUUUUACCAGAUGGAAACAGUUUUUUUAGAUGCUGUUGUAACAUCUUCCCCCCACAAUGCAUUUGCAAUUAUGGGUCUGGGGCUCUGACACAGUUUGUAUUUAAAUUGCCUCUUUCACAGCUUGAUUUCAGGGGCAGAUAAGUUGGCAACAGAAAUCUGGCGUCUCUGCCAGAGUGAGACGAGUGUGAGUUAAAAAAAAACGCCUGAGGAACAUUAUGCAAGUUAUCGUUGUCGGGAAGGUUUUUACCCCCAAAAAAGUUCCGCGCAGUCGGUCAUUUGUUUUCUGGAAACCAGUCUGUUCUUGAUUUGUGCCUUCUUUUUUUUCCUUUUUUUAAAUCAACAUUUCAGUUCUUGAGUCUGUCCGAGAGCAUUUCCAGUCGACGGGCCGCAGUGACGCCGCGCAGCCCGAGCCUUUCGUACACUGGAUGAGACACAGCUUCCAUUCUCUCAUUAUGAAACACACCCUCGUUUUCAUCUCUGUGUGUUUUAGGUGGGGACACUGUUGCUAAGGCGACCACGCAUGACCACUCCCCGUUUUGGGAUUAUUUAUCAGUUUGAUCGGCUGAAUCACGUCAGCACGUCGAUCUGUGACGGACUGUCCUGAUGCCUUCUCCUCCCUCCUACCUUGUAAUUAACAGAAGACUUUUAUAGGGGUCACAAAUGAAAUAGAUAAAAUGCCAAUUUUGUAAGAAUGAUUUAUAAAAAAUAAACUCAUAUUUGAUGAUAA